AUGCGUGCCUCUGAAAGCUAUGCCUCUGUACAGCUUUCAAGAUCCAUGUCUUCCGGGACUUCAGCUGAUGCACGUAAUAAGAUUAUUCAUGGUGAGCAUUCAUUCAUUGACAAAAUAUUCUCUGUUUUUGAUGAAAUGCUGAAAGUUGGUACUGUUCCCGUGUUCUUGGAACAGGUCACGUUAGUAAUCAUCAUGCUUCAAAUUUUUUCUUUUUCUCUCUGGCCUGCUUUCACCUUUCUUCAAUUAACAAAUUCUUGGGAUGACGUCAUUUGCUUAUGGAUUUUUAGAGUCACAUUUAUCAGUAAAGUAUCAAAAGCCAAAGAAGCUCUCCAGAUUUCUCUUAUAAUCUUUUCUGUUCUUGUUUUAUUGUUAGUUGGAUCAAUUGGCUUACAAUUAGUAGUGUACUAUCAUACCAGAAGAUUUUUCAAAUGGGCCUUAUCACUUUCAAGAACAUGUUUUGAUAUAAUUCCUAUUCUUCUACUAAUGCCAAUUUCAUUAUUCCUCGGCGGAUGUUUGAAAUACACAAUUAAAGAAACAAAGACAUACCAUGUUGUAUUCCUAGUUGUUUCAACUAUAUAUUACUUCUUUCUUAUCUUUGUUUCAUAUUUACAAUCUUAUUUCUCAGCCACGUUGCCAUACAUCCCACCAUCGCUUCUCACAUGUUGGAGUGGCUCAACACAUUUCAUGUUGACUCUUGUUCCAAGUGUCUUUUUGAUUAUUUCUUAUAUCAUUGAUUUCUUCCCGAAAUACUUCAUGACAAUAUUAAUUGUACUCUCUAUGGUAUUCAAUAUCUAUAUGGUUAUUCGCCUGUUCCAUUUCCCGUUCUCUCAUAUCCACAUGAACGCAAUUUUCGCAUCUCUUUACAUUGCCAUCAACAUUCCAACUAUCCUCAAACUCUGCUACCAGUACGGCAUCCAAAUCAGAUACUACGUAAUCCUAAGUGUCUCAAUUGGCUCCGUUAUUAUCAUUACUCUCGUUUUGAACUACAUUUUCAAGAAAAGGAUCAAAAACAUCAGUUACAAACUCUCAUUCCAGGCGUUAGACGAUAUGGGUGAAAUAGACACUACAAUUCCUUAUAACAGAGUUGACAGUAAUUUGGUCGUUUUAAGGGAUGACAAGAUGAGAGUUCACUUCCAUAAGCUUGGAUUAGACCGUUCUGCCAUGAAAUGCGAGACAUAUUUGAGAGUUGGCAUCGCAAAUCGUUGUCAAUUAUUCUUGAACUGGAGUUUGUCGAAAUUUACAGGCGAAUUCCACAAAACACCACAUAUGGUGUCACUUAUCACUCAAAUGUUGUCUUUCUUCCCUUGCGAAUCAAGAUUAUUAUCUACAUUCUUUAAUAUUGCUUGUUCCAUGGAUCUUUCCCUGGCAGAAAGGUUCCUUAUGUUCCAAAUCAACAAUAUCAAGGCCUUGCGUCAGAGUUCUGCCAACUCUGAAAUCGCCGAAAGUAUUACGCACCUCAGUAACAAGUCAAAUACAGUUAUUGAUGAUGCGAAGAAGUUUUGGAUCACGUUACCAGAUGAUUUGAGCUUUUUCUUUAAUAUACAGAAGAGAACAAAGAACAUCAGAGAUUUAUAUGCAGAAGCAAUGGAAAGAUGGCCAAAUAACGUAAGGAUCUGUGAGAACUAUUCCCAUUUCUUGAUCGAGGGCGCCAUGGAUUAUAAGGAAGGCGUUAAAAUCAAGCACAGAGCCGAAUUAAUUGAACAAGGAAAGAACUUUGCCAUUGACAAUUCCUUCAGAUCUUUAAUCAGAGCAUAUCCAGAAUACCUCAAGAAGAAUGUUAUGAGUGUAAAAGGCGAUUUCAUCCAAGAAAGUACCGACCCAGACAAAUCUUCCAGUACGACUAACUCCGGAUCCCGUGGAAGGAUGACAGAUAUGUCUUCUGGAACUAUCGAUGGCGUCUUGGACCAUGAAAUCGAAGAAUCUUUGGCUCGUAAUUUAUUUACAUAUUACAGGCUCCGACUCGAAUUCCAGAAUAGCAUACAGACCAGGAAACUCAAAUAUAACAAACAUCUACAUGUAUCUAUUCUCUGGAAUCUCUUUUUAGUCACUUUUAUUUCUGUAUUUUAUUUCAUUUUCUACUUCAAUAAGUUUGACAGGCGCUAUGAUUCCAUUCACAGACUCAUCAGCCUCAACACGAUCAAAUAUAACUUCGAUUCAACCCUCGCUUCUUCUGUCUUCACAUUAUUCAAAGAGAUCGGCCAAAUUCCGAACGAUAUGUACGACCAAAUAAAGGCUAUUCAGGGUCUGCCAACCGAAAUCAACCUUGCCCAAAGAGAUUCAGAAGUUGCAAGAUAUUCCGACGGUUGUACGGACAAUCUCACCGGAUCAAUGCAAGAUAUCAUGGAAAUGGCACAGCAGAACCUUGAUAUUACUGCUUACCGUGAAAUGAUCUCUGAUUUGGUCCCAGCACACGUUUGCAAAUUAUAUGAUAUGUACAAUGACACCAAAAACGAGUCACUUAAGGACAUUUACAUCAGGAUUCUCACAUCCCUUCGUGAAAUGCAUGCAGAUGACAACACUGUCCCUGUUGACCAAGAUUCAAGACCAUGCGAAGUACUUUCUAACGCACACGAACAAGCUGUUGCAUUUCUCAAUAUGGGUACAAGAGUUUUAGGCCUUAUCCAUGGUUUAGAACUCGAAGACAACAAAUUGAAUUUAUUAAUGAUGACAAUUGUCCCUUCAGCUUACUUUUUAUUAGCUGUUCCUAUUCUUUAUAUCUAUUUGUUCCUUAAUAUCAAAGAACUGAAGUAUAUUCAUAGUUUAUUACGUAAUUUGAACCAACAAAUCAGAGAAGUUGCUUCAAAGUCAUUAACAAGAUCAGAAGAUGAAGAUAACAUGAUCAAAGAGACAAUGAAAUCACAUACAAUUAAGAUUUAUAUUCUUUAUUUAGUUUGUGCUUUACCAAUUAUUUCUGCUUUGUUAUUUAUUUUUGUUCCUGCACUUUGCCAAUCAAAGAAUGCAGCAUUCAAGGAAUAUAACUAUUGGGCAUAUUAUUCUAUCACAAGAUCAUAUAAUUCUCUUCAAGCUGUUGUAUUUUCUACAUUAGUUAUUGGUAUGAGACAUGGAUUUCCUGAGAUGGCCAUGGGAAGUGAUUUCUUCUUAUACAUGGCAAAUAGAUUCAUGACUGCUGUUACAAGAGAUAAUAACUAUCUCCUUAGAGGCAGCAACAAUUCAAGAGGUUGUGUUGGUAUUUCUGAAAAACUUGAUGAAUAUAAUAUUAAAGAAACAUGUAUCGAAGAUGGUUUCGAAGGCAAAGAUCACAAUGAUUACAAAUGCUAUUCAUUGGAUGGCGCAAUCACUAAACUCUAUGCAUAUUUGAAUCUCGCAAACAGUGCUCCAAACGCAACAAUCUUUGAAAGAGAUGGAGCAAUUGCUAAUGCAUUUCAUAUUGUUAAUUCUCAUAUUGUUGAUAGAGUAUGGAAGUCUACGAAUGAAAUCUAUAAAAUUGCAAGAUUAACAAUUAAAGAUUUCAGAGUACAUAUUGCAUUGAUUUGCAUUUCAACGUUUGUUAUUGCUGUUAUUAUAACAAUUGUUAUGUGGAGAGUUUUCGAUGAAAUAGAUAUUUCUUAUAGAGGCUGCAUCCAAGUUUUGUUGAGAAUUCCGCCACUUGGAUUGUCAUCAUCACAGACAUUGAUGAACUAUAUAACACAUAAGGAUUCUCAGAAGAAGACUGAAACUAUGGCUCCUGCAAAAUCAGUUGUUUAUUCAUCUCCUGACUCUGUAAUUUUCGUCAACAAGAAUUUGAAUAUCGAUUGGAUAAACAACGCAACAACUUCUUUGUUUGGUUACACACCAGACCAAUUACUCGGCCAGCCAUUGCAUACUGUGUUGACUGAAUCCCUUAAUGAAGAACUCUACAAGCAAAUUGAAAUGAUGAAGAACGGCCAAUGCGCUUUGACAUACGAGAAAUCAUUGAGGGGAUUGACAGAUGACGAACAGUGUUUGCCAGUGCAUGCAACAUUGAUUGGAAUAAGUGAUAGCGGAUCUUCAACACCAAAGGCUUUCGUGGUUAUCAUGAGAGAUGAAACUGAACUUAUCAAUCAAAGAAAAUCAGCGGAACAAGCGAAAGCACAAUCAGAAAAAUUGCUUUUCCAGAUUCUUCCAAGAGAUAUUGUUACAAGACUCAACUCUGGAGAAACAGACAUCAAUUUCACUGUUCCAUCCGCUACAAUCAUUUUCAUUGAUAUUGUUAAGUUCAGCAACUACGCGGCUACUUUAUCUCCCGCACAAAUUAUGGAUCAUCUCUCCAUAAUUUUCGCAAAAUUUGACACUUUAGUUGCCAAAUAUAAUUUGAUCACAAAGAUCAAAUUAAUCGGUGAUGUUUACAUGGCUGCUGCUGGUCUGUUCGGAACAGACAUUGCUCCUGAGAAACACGCAUCUCAGAUGGUUAAUUUCGCUUUGGAAUCAUUGACAGCUUUGGAUGAAGCAAAUAACAUGUUCAAUUCUAAUUUGAUGACAAGAAUUGGUAUUAAUACUAAUGGUCCUCUGAUUGCUGGUGUUCUCGGAACAGAUAAACCAGUCUUCGAUAUCAUUGGUGAUCCAAUCAAUGUCGCAUCUCGUUUGCAAUCAACAGGUAUUCCAGGAACAGUUCAGAUAUCUGAAGAAACAUACAAAUUGAUUGUAAACAUGAAUUACAACAUCGAAAGAAGAGGUGAAAUUGAACUCAAAGGAAAAGGAAAGAAGAUGGCUUACAUCGUAAGACCUUUGGCACUCAGUAGCUUCUUCAAUGUCCUUCCUGAAAUAACUGAUCCAGGAACAAAUAUCCAACCAGUAGAUGAAUAA
This is a messenger RNA of Trichomonas vaginalis G3, 4782 nucleotides long. Its product is annotated as guanylate cyclase protein. The transcript has a single exon. Gene Ontology annotation, molecular function: peptide receptor activity; guanylate cyclase activity. Bases 1 to 4782 code for a protein of 1593 amino acids. Lineage: Eukaryota; Parabasalia; Trichomonadida; Trichomonadidae. The record is from RefSeq and is a predicted model, not a curated record. Gene Ontology annotation, biological process: intracellular signal transduction; receptor guanylyl cyclase signaling pathway; cGMP biosynthetic process.